Messenger RNA from Perognathus longimembris pacificus (Pacific pocket mouse), 2093 nucleotides. RefSeq names its product non-SMC condensin II complex subunit H2 (gene Ncaph2). The transcript is spliced from 20 exons. The coding region runs from base 117 to 1952 and encodes 611 amino acids. The record is from RefSeq and is a predicted model, not a curated record. Gene Ontology annotation, molecular function: chromatin binding. Gene Ontology annotation, biological process: mitotic sister chromatid separation; meiotic chromosome condensation. Gene Ontology annotation, cellular component: nucleus; condensin complex. NCBI's taxonomy places the organism in Eukaryota, Metazoa, Chordata, Mammalia, Rodentia, Heteromyidae.
CCGCGCACGCACUUCCUGGGCGGGAACGGCAAAAUGGCGCCAGAAGCGGUCUCGGGCUGAGCCCGCGGACCCGCUCGCCAGUCCCCGCCGUGCCGGACGGCGCGCCCCUCCCGGACAUGGAGGACGUGGAGUCGCGCUUCGCCCACCUCCUGCAGCCCAUUCGUGACCUCACCAAGAACUGGGAGGUGGAUGUGGCGGCCCAGCUGGGCGAGUAUUUGGAGGAGCUGGACCAGAUCUGCAUUUCUUUUGAUGAAGGCAAAACCACAAUGAACUUCAUUGAGGCUGCACUGCUUAUCCAAGGUUCAGCCUGCGUCUACAGUAAAAAGGUGGAGUACCUCUACUCGCUGGUCUACCAGGCUCUCGAUUUCAUCUCUGGCAAGAGGCGAGCCAAGCAGCUCUCUUCAGUACAGGAAGAUGGGGCCAAUAGGACUGCCAACUUGGGGACCCCCCAAGAAGCAGAGGAUGAGUUCCUGUCACUUGAUGACUUCCCUGUCUGUCAGACGAAUGUGGAUCUGAAGAAUGACCAGGUGUCUAGUGAGCUUCUCAUCAUCCCACUCCUGCCCAUGGCCCUGGUUGCCCCUGACAAAGUGGAGAAGAAUAACUGCCCCUUGUACAGCCGUCAGGGUGAAGUCCUGGCCAGCCGGAAGGAUUUCCGAAUGAAUACAUGCACUCCCAACCCUAGAGGGGCAUUCAUGUUGGAGCCAGCGAGCAUGGGUCCUGUUGAGCCUGUGGAUGUGAGCUCCAAGCCAAGCAACCAGAAAGAUGCCAGGGGUACUGAAGAUCAGCCAGUGGAAAUCUCUGGGUAUCUGGGUCCUGUGCCUGAACUGGGCUUGUCCCAGGAGCCAGUUGCCUUUCCAGAAGGCCCAGCACCCAGCAACAGGGAUGCGGACACAGAGGAUGCAGUAGAGCUCCCAGAGGCCACGGACCCUGAGGCUGCUUUGGAGCCUGCAGAACCAAGGACCCUGCAGCAGACUGCCACCGUGCCCAGGAGCUAUAUGCUGCGGAAGCGAGAAGGGGCCCCAGAUCCUGUGUCCCGGUUGAAGGAGACUCCAGACCCAUGGCAGAGCCUGGACCCCUUUGACUCCUUGGACUCUAAAGCCUUCAAGAAAGGUAGGCCCUAUUCUGUGCCCCCUUGUGUAGAAGAGGCUCCAGGACAGAAGCGCAAGAGGAAAGGUGCCACCAAACUUCAGGACUUCCAUCAGUGGUACCUGGCUGCCUAUGCUGACCAUGCUGAUGGCAGAAGGCGCAGGCGAAAGGGCCCAACCUUUGCAGACAUGGAGGUCUUAUACUGGAAGCAUGUGAACAGUCAGCUGGAGACCCUCCGGAAGCUGCAGAGGAAUGAGAUGGAUGAGCAGUGGCUUCCCAGGGCUGAGGAGAGGUGGCCUGCAGAAGGGGAGGCUUUGGAGGAUUCCCUGGAGGACCUAGUGGUGACAGAUGACUUUCUAGAGCCAGAGGGGUAUGCAGAGGCUGAAGGGGCAAAGCCUGGGGAAGCCACCAACCUGGAUGCAGAGAUCAUGCCAAAAUCCCCAAGCUAUGAGGAACUGGUUCGAAAGAAUGUGGAACUCUUCAUUGCCACCUCCCAGAAGUUUGUCCAAGAGACAGAGCUAAGUCAACGCAUCAGAGACUGGGAAGACACUAUCCAGCCCCUGCUCCAGGAACAGGAGCAGCACGUGCCCUUUGAUAUCCAUACCUACGGGGACCAGGUGGUCUCACGAUUUCCCCAGCUCAAUGAGUGGUGUCCCUUUGCGGAACUGGUGGCCGGGCAACCUGCUUUUGAGGUGUGUCGCUCCAUGCUAGCCUCCCUGCAACUGGCCAAUGACUACACGGUGGAGAUCACCCAGCAGCCGGGCCUGGAGGAAGCGAUGGACACCAUGUCUCUAAGACUACUCACACACCAGCGAGCCCACAUGCGGUUCCAGACCUAUGCUGCCCCCUCCAUGGCCCAGCCUUGAGUAGAAAGCAUGGAAGCAGGGCAGAGGGUGGUGGGCUUGUAGUCCUGUCUGCCGUGUACUGAGAGGCCCAUUCACUCCAGUGCUGCCCAGUCUAAUAAAGUGGUAUUACCACCUAACCUACCCUCCCCCAAACCUUUAAUG